GAGAGACGCUAGACUGACCUUGACAGUGUCCACCUAAUAGCCAGGACCGAAGAGGGUUAUCAGCCUGUGUGAAGAAUUAAAAUUAUGAUUUACAGUUGAUGAUUAAGCCCAACUAUGUAAUUUACUGUACAUUAAGGGAUUAAAUUGGAUUUAAAUAGUAUGCCUAUUAAACGAUCAUCUGGACGUUUAGGACCUAUUGGUGGUGGUGUUAAUAACAAUACACGAAGAGCAUGUGAGCAGAUGGUGUCCUCAGUACCAUUAGUGAAGCACUCUACAUUUCCUGUUGUGCCAAAAUUAUCCCGUAUAUCAUUUCUUUCUCUCAGUCUAAUGCUGUGCUUAACAUCUACACUAACUCAGCACAUGUAUCUGUAUAGAACUGUGUGGUGGUUACCGAAUUCGUCAAUCGAAUACCCUGUAGAAUUUGGCUCAGUCGACUAUUAUGUUACGGCCCAUAUCAUCUUUAUGCUGUGUACUCCGUAUGUCUAUUUAAUAGUGCUUAAGCUUCUUCCUUCAUUUAUAAUGACAUCACUGAUAAUGCGCUCAGUCCUGGGUUUACUCAUUUUUACUUCCUGGGGCUACAUCAUGAUCUGGAUUUUAAAUCGGAUAGAAUAUUCCGGGACCACAAUCUUGUAUCACCUAUCCGGAAUAUUGUUGCUGGCGUAUUUUCCCAUACUGACUCUCUUAGUUUACCAUUCUCGUUAUUUGGAGAAAAUCGUUUGUCAAGACAGUCGUCAUCAUCAGCCAAAUGGUACUGAUAGUACUGAUAAUAAUUAUUGGGGCGACAGUAGUUCAAGAGUUGUAUAUCGACCGUCUGUUUUCAGGUUAAGAAAUUGUCUACAGCUGUUUACAUCAUCCUGUUGGCGAUGUCUCACAAUCAUUACGGAUUGGCCAUGUUUACCUUCUGAGAACAUGUUUUUUCCAACGCCAUAUACAUUUGUUCCUUCAAGACAACUCCAUGCAUCAACUGAUCAUCCAUCAUUUCAAACCAUCUACUAUACAAGUGACGUAGAUUCAAACAAUUAUUUAAUGAAUCAUCAGUGUUUAGGUGCAACACCUGAACAAAUACGUGAAGAAGUUGAACUGUAUAGACGUGAUUUUAAUGCAAGGUUAAUGGAUAUUUUAAUUGGUACCUUACAUGCAGUUUAUUAUGGAUGCUUUCUACCAAUGAUAUUUGUCCAGAAUGAACACUUAUAUAUUGAUUAUUGGUGGUGCAUUCAGCAUUGUUUCUUGACUGGCUUAGUAGUCUUUCUGUUACGUUGGCAUUAUUUUCUACCAUGUGAUUACAUCGAUUUGCUGCAUCGAAUUUCUAUGCAUCUGGGUAGUUGGGAGAAUUCGCUCACACGAAGUGGAUAUAUAAACACUAUAUCAUGGUCAGCGUCUACCAUUUAUCCGCAUGGGGUUGCAGUUAAACAUAUGCACGGUCUAUUUCGAUCUGUUGGAAUUAAUAACUGUGCUGAACCUGGCAAUCGACUUCAUUCACGAUUUUAUUUUCUAUUCAAUAAUCCGAAAUAUAUAAGUAGUAUAUUAAUGUGUCUUUUAUUAUUUAGUAUUAUGUAUCAAUGUAUUUGUUCAUAUUGGAUAUAUGAAUGGUAUAAAUUAAUUGGUUUAAUUAUAGAUGCAUUAUUUUGUUUUCUUAAUUUAUAUUUACAUUUACGUAAUUUAAUUUUAAUACAUUUUGUUUAUUCAUCAUCAAAAGAGAAAUUAUGUAAUAUGACAAAUUAUUUAAGUCAUUCAUUAAUUCAUUUCUUUAUUACUACUACUACUACGGCUACUACUACUACUACUACUACUACUACUACUUCUUCUUCUUCUUCUUAUAAUAAUAAUAAUAAUUCAUUUACAAAUUCUAUGAUUAAUUAACUUUCUUAUUUGUUCUUCUUCUUCUUCUUCUUCUUCUUCUUCUUCUUCUUCUUCUUCUUCUUCUUCUCAUAUCAAUCUAUAUUUAAUUCAUAAUUAUGAUACUUUUAUUUUAUUUUGACAAUCAUGAAUUAUUUUUUGUAUUUCUUAGUGGAUCAAUAUCUUCCCCUCAUUGUUUACUCUCAAGGUGUAUAUUCCUUGUAUAAAUCUAUGAGAAUAUUAUAUUCUGGUUACUACAUGGUUACUACAUCUUAUACUUGUGCUUUUUUAUAUAUUUUUUUGUUAAUAAAAUAAUAAAUAAAUAUGGUUUUACUACAAUGAAUACUUUUGUAAUACUUAAUUAUUUACUCCUAUUACUCUCAAUGAAGUAUCCGCCAACUGACCAACAUUCUUCAACCCACUCUGUCUUGAGCAUUCUUUUCUACUUCUAUCCAAUUGUUGUUCAUUCUUCUCAUAUCUGUCUCCAUUUCUCGGUGUUAUGUGUUUUUUUAGUCUUCCUCUCCUUCUUUGGCCCUGAGGAUUCCAGGUAAAGGAUUGCCUUGUGACGCAGUUGGAUGCUUUCCUUAAUAUGUGACCUACCCAUUUCCACGCUUCUUCCUCCGUUGGGAUCUGGUUUGUUCUUUCCCACAGUAGCUUGUUGCUGAUAGUGUCUGGCCAAUGGAUCUGAAGUAUUUGUGUAGAUACCUGUUAAUAAACACUUGUAAUAAAUAAAUAAACAAGAAUAUGAAAGGAUGGUGCUGAUAGCGAAUAGGCUAUUUAAUUUAUCUUAGUUUCUGAUGAAGAUUACGAUCAACAUCCUUUAAAGCUCUACAUCACAUUUGAAAACAAUCUCAGAACCUUCGAUGAUAUACGCCUUAAUUAUAUCAGCAAAAUGUUUCUUCUGUUGUAUUUUUUCUUGCCCUAAAUACAUAAACAGUCAUUAUGAUGACUGGUUUUUACUUUCAUAAAUUCAAAUAAGUAUAAACAAUUUCA
Molecule: messenger RNA, 2829 nt
Organism: Schistosoma curassoni
Lineage: Eukaryota; Metazoa; Platyhelminthes; Trematoda; Strigeidida; Schistosomatidae
Source: the annotation of a GenBank genome assembly